AUGGACAUCAACAUAUUUGUGGUGAACCUGGUUGUAGCUGAUUCCUUCAUGUCCCUCACCCAGUCACCAGUGUCAGAGUUCUUCGCAGCCAGCCUGCACAGACGCUACGCAUUUUGCGGCGCUCUCUUUGGGAUCUGUUCCAUGAUGACUUUGACUGCCAUAACUGCCGCGUUCCUUGACAUAACUCAGAGUUAGUCGACAAAAGCAGGUGUGGUAUUGGCCGUUGUGUGGCUCUACUCCCUGGGCUGGAGCCUUCCACCAUUCUUUGGCUGGAGUGCUUAUAUUCCAGAGGGUCUUCAGACUUCCUGUUCUUGGGACUAUAUGACCUUCACUCCUUCAGUGCGUGUGUACACCAUCCUCCUCUUUUUUGCGUUCUUCAUCCCAUUAGGCAUUAUUGCUAGCUGCUACUUUGCAGUUUGCCAACCUAUCCGAGCUGUGGGGAAGGAAAUAUGAGAGUUGGAUUGUGGGGAAUCCACAAGCUCUAUGAACGCAUGCGAAAUGAAUGGAAAAUGGCCAAAGUUGCCCUCCUGGUAAUUUAGCAUUUUGUAAUAUCGUGGUUGCCCUACAGAUACUGCCAUUCUCUCACCAGGGUCAAGUACUAACAGCUUCAGUGGGCAGAAGUCAGAGAAGACGCACAGAGUUGUAAGCGCACUGGUUCCAUCUAUUAAUUUUAAAACAGAUACAGCCGAGGGCAAAUCUCUGUCUGAUGGGAAAGCUUUGCUUCUUGGGGGGAAAGAAAGGGAAUGAUGCUUCAGAGUAAUUUUGGUACUAGUAACUUGAGUAGCCCACGGGGGCUUUUUUUAUUAUAAAUAUAUAUUCACGUGCCCUUCUUUACUUUACAAGCCUCUCUCAUGUAAGAUUUGUCAGCUUUGUUUUGUGGUUUUUAUUAGAGUAAAUGCAUCUAAAUUAUGUUCGGCAUAAUUUUUAUUUAAAUAAAUCAGCAUAUACAAAUA
Messenger RNA from Carassius gibelio (silver crucian carp), 953 nucleotides. It is a transcript of the gene opn4.1, whose product is annotated as opsin 4.1. The record is from RefSeq and is a predicted model, not a curated record. Gene Ontology annotation, biological process: G protein-coupled receptor signaling pathway. Gene Ontology annotation, molecular function: G protein-coupled receptor activity. Lineage: Eukaryota; Metazoa; Chordata; Actinopteri; Cypriniformes; Cyprinidae. Gene Ontology annotation, cellular component: membrane.